CUGCCACCCACUCACACGCACCACCGACACACACCGAUCCAACUUUGGACCGGACGAUUCAUCGACUCAAAGACUGGCACUGAUUCCGCAUUCACUCGCUCCCUGACUCAGUCGCCGCUGUGGCAAACAAAGCAAUGCAGAUGGAUUCGUCUUCCGACGAAGAAGACGACCGCCACAACCUCAUCGAACAGAACGUCCGAAAGCCUCCGCCGCCGCCCCCCGCCGCGGCAUUCCACGUCGAAGAUUUCACCUCGCAAUGCCGGCGAUUCAAUUUCAGGCUCCAGAAAAGGUACAUUAUCGCCAUUCUCGCUCUCUUCAUCGUUCUCCUCUUCUUCUCCGUCACCGAUUUCCACAGCCUCUUCUCCACCUCCUCCCUCAAGCUCGAUUAUCUUUCCGAUCGAAUGAAGGAAUCCGAAUUGCGCGCCAUUUACCUCUUGCGCCAACAGCAAAUAGGACUAUUAACCGCUUGGAAUCGCUCGUUCCAAUCCAAUGCGUCGAAUCCGAAUCAAUUGGAGGAUCUGAAAUCUGCGUUGUUUAAGCAGAUUUCCAUUAACAGAGAAAUUCAGCAGAUUCUGCUGAAUCCGCACAAGACAGGGAACUUGGAUGAACCUGAAUUGGAUUUCGGAAACGUUAGCUUGAGUGGUGUAAGUUACGAUAGGUGUAGAACGGUGGAUCAGAAUUUGUCACAGAGAAGAACGAUUGAGUGGAACCCUGGAGAUGGUAAAUUCUUGCUUGCUAUAUGUGUUUCGGGUCAAAUGUCUAACCAUUUGAUUUGCUUAGAGAAACACAUGUUUUUCGCUGCGCUUUUUAAUAGGAUUUUGGUGAUUCCUAGUUCCAAAGUGGAUUACCAGUAUGAUAGAGUUGUGGAUAUUGAUCAUAUUAACCAAUGUUUGGGGAAAAAAGUGGUGGUUUCGUUUGAAGAGUUUUCCAAUGCUAAGAAGGGUCAUAUGCACAUUGAUAAGUUUCUGUGUUAUUUUUCUCAGCCUCAGCCUUGUUUUUUGGACGAUGAAAGGUUGAAGAAGUUGAGUUCUUUGGGUUUGUCAAUGCGUAAACCUGAGGCUGUUUGGGAUGAGGAUACUCGGAAUCCGAAGAAGAAGACGGUUCAAGAUGUGUUGUCUAAGUUUGCAUAUGAUGAUGAUGUUAUGGCAAUUGGGGAUGUGUUCUAUGCUGAAGUGGAACCAGAAUGGGUGAUGCAACCAGGUGGCCCAAUUGCUCACAAAUGCAAAACAUUGAUUGAACCUAAUCGCCUUAUUUUGCUUACUGCUCAGCGUUUCAUUCAGACAUUCCUGGGAAGGAACUUCAUUGCAUUGCAUUUUCGAAGACAUGGGUUUUUGAAAUUCUGUAAUGCUAAAAAACCAAGUUGCUUUUACCCCAUUCCUCAAGCUGCAGAUUGCAUCUCGAGGGUGGUUGAAAGGGCCGACACCCCUGUCGUUUAUCUUUCUACUGAUGCAGCAGAAAGUGAAACUGGUUUGCUUCAGUCACUAGUGGUGCUGAAUGGCAGGUCUGUUCCUCUUGUAACCCGCCCAGCUCGUAAUUCAGCAGAAAAAUGGGAUGCUUUGUUAUACAGGCAUGGUAUUGAGGGAGAUUCACAGGUGGAAGCUAUGUUGGACAAAACCAUAUGUGCUAUGUCUAGCGUGUUCAUUGGAGCCCCUGGUUCCACUUUCACCGAAGACAUCCUGCGGCUGAGAAAGGACUGGGGGUCGGCAUCGUUGUGUGAUGAGUACCUUUGCCAAGGUGAGGAACCAAAUGUUGUAGCGGAAAAUGAAUGACAAUAAAGAGGGUCUUGUGCCUUGACUCAGGAAUAGGUUUGA
Molecule: messenger RNA, 1811 nt
Organism: Abrus precatorius (Indian licorice)
Lineage: Eukaryota; Viridiplantae; Streptophyta; Magnoliopsida; Fabales; Fabaceae
Product: O-fucosyltransferase 36-like
Exons: 3
Coding region: 135-1769 (544 amino acids)
Biological process (GO): protein O-linked glycosylation via fucose
Molecular function (GO): peptide-O-fucosyltransferase activity
Source: RefSeq, a predicted model, not a curated record